Colletotrichum aenigma is the source of this 1050-nucleotide messenger RNA. RefSeq names its product Secondary metabolism regulator LAE1. The coding region runs from base 1 to 1050 and encodes 349 amino acids. The transcript has 8 exons. The record is from RefSeq and is a predicted model, not a curated record. Lineage: Eukaryota; Fungi; Ascomycota; Sordariomycetes; Glomerellales; Glomerellaceae. Gene Ontology annotation, molecular function: methyltransferase activity.
AUGUCUGCCGCCCAAGCGACAGAGACUGUGCCCGAUCACGAAGUUGUGGUCGCGGCGGACGAGGCAGAAGAAGAGCUUGUGGUUGAUGACGCUGCAUCCGACAGAGCCCCCAGUGCCGCGUCGUCUAGCACAAGUUUGAAAGGCUCUGUUCUCGAUUAUCGGAUCGAGAAUGGUAGAACCUAUCAUGCGUACAAAGAUGGCAGAUACAACCUGCCCAAUGACGAGACCGAAAAUGACCGGUUAGACCUCCAGCAUAACCUUUUUCUGCUCACCUUUGACGACAAGCUGGGCAAUGCUCCUCCUAACGACAAGGAUGCCAAGGUUGGGAGAGUCUUGGACGUCGGAACCGGAACUGGUAUCUGGUGCGUCGACUUCGGCGACGAACACCCUGAGGCCGAGAUCCUUGGUGUCGAUCUGUCAGCCACCUUCCCUGAGUUCACGCCACCCAACGUCAGGUUUGAGGUUGAUGAUAUUGAGGAGCCUUGGACGUAUUCUCGAAAAUUCGAUUACAUCCACAGCAGGAUGAUGAAUGGAUGCAUCAACGACUGGGAGGUUUAUGCCAAGAAGUGCUAUAACAACCUGAACCCUGGCGGAUGGGUGGAGUUCAUCGAGACCCCCCUUAAGCCCCAGAGCGAUGACGGAACCCUUCCAGCAGAUUCCCAGGUCCUAAAGAUCGCAGAACUAAUCCAGGAGGCCUCUGAGAAGGGCGGGCAUCCGACUUUGCCAGUGGAAAAUUUCAAAGACCUCCUGAGUAGGGCUGGGUUCGUCGACAUCAAGGUGUUGAAGUAUAAGUGGCCUACAAACACGUGGCCAAAGGACCAGCUUUACAAGGAAAUCGGCGCGUGGAGCCACGAGAACAUUGUUUCUGGAUGGGAUGCACUUAGUUUGGCUAUUCUCACGCGAGCCCACGGUUGGACGAAGGAAGAGGUGAUUGUCUCUAACGCCUUAUGUCGCAAGGAGUUCAAGGACAAGAGCAUCCAUGCGUACUGGCCGAUGUACUCCAUCUACGGCAGGAAGCCUGAGAAGGCAGACUCAGAGGAUUCGGAAUAA